This is a messenger RNA of Notothenia coriiceps (black rockcod), 566 nucleotides long. RefSeq names its product E3 ubiquitin-protein ligase RNF185-like. NCBI's taxonomy places the organism in Eukaryota, Metazoa, Chordata, Actinopteri, Perciformes, Nototheniidae. The transcript is spliced from 5 exons. Gene Ontology annotation, cellular component: endoplasmic reticulum. Gene Ontology annotation, biological process: ubiquitin-dependent protein catabolic process. The coding region runs from base 216 to 566 and encodes 116 amino acids. Gene Ontology annotation, molecular function: metal ion binding; ubiquitin protein ligase activity. The record is from RefSeq and is a predicted model, not a curated record.
CGCCCCCUAGAUUCCCCCGGAUGUUUAACGUUAGCAGUGCUGCGGAUGUGAUGCAACCAGAUAUCAGGAUAUUUCUCAACUUCUCGCAACAAGUGUUUAUUGUCAUUUGCUACAACCCCCCAUCAACUGGACCUCCAUAUGAACGCGUUUUGAAGAGCUGGGUGCCAGAGGAGUCAUCUCGCCUGUACCCUCUUGUUCAGUGGAUCUAUCUUUAAAUGGCCACCGCGGCUCCCCCUCCAGUCCCUGGCUCCACUGCGGCCACUGAGAACCCGAAUCCCGGAUCCAGCAGCUCCACUGCGUCCGACAGUGGCAACCAGGACAGUACUUUUGAGUGUAAUAUAUGUCUGGACACCGCCAAGGAUGCAGUUAUCAGUCUGUGUGGACAUCUAUUCUGUUGGCCUUGCUUGCAUCAGUGGUUGGAGACCAGACCCAACAGACAAGUGUGUCCUGUGUGUAAAGCCGGUAUCAGCCGAGACAAAGUAAUCCCAUUAUAUGGACGAGGAAGCACAGGUCAACAAGACCCCAGAGAAAGAACUCCCCCUCGACCACAAGGACAAAACAAAUAA